This is a messenger RNA of Leptidea sinapis, 3541 nucleotides long. RefSeq lists its product as uncharacterized. The record is from RefSeq and is a predicted model, not a curated record. Bases 300 to 1325 code for a protein of 341 amino acids. The transcript has 6 exons. Gene Ontology annotation, cellular component: nucleus. Lineage: Eukaryota; Metazoa; Arthropoda; Insecta; Lepidoptera; Pieridae.
UAUUAUUGUUCUGUGCUCGCUAGGCUGUUAUAAAAUUAAGAAGUAGGUACUGUUUUGCUGUAAAGUGUAAUGCGUUAAAAACUUAAAAUAUUCUUAGCUGCUGGCCUGCUGAGUGAGUUCACUGCAGCUGAAGAAUUAAAGUGUUCUGUGAGCUGUACACAGCGACUUAUACCUAUGGGCUCUAUGAUAAAGUAUUGUACCGAUGGAAAGUUCAUAAAGCAUAGCAUAGACCUUCGUUUUAAACUCAUCUAGGUAUAUUUAAAUCUUCUAUUACGUUAAAUUAAGUCUAGACCUCCCAAAUGGAUUCAAACAUCACAGGUCUGUGGGUGAAUUUCUUCACGGCUGCUGGAAUUCCUUCAGAAGUAGCAGCAACAUAUGCACUUACCUUUACUGAAAACAGAAUACAGAAUGAUAUGCUGCUUGAUCUAAAUAAAGAAUACCUCAGAGAUAUGGGAAUCAUAAGAAUGGGCGAUAUCAUUGCUAUUUUACGGCAUGCAAAGAGAGUCCAUGAGAAUACAGCAAGAGAUAAGGUGCUGAGUACAACCAGUGUUACCUCAAAGGUGCCUGUUGCGGCUGUGACUGGGCGCUCCACUGUUGCCCAACCAUCUUCACCAGCAUCGCGCAUUUUAGAACACUACACACGAAACACGGCACAAGACACUACGCCAGUACCCGGGGUGCAACACAUGAAAGUGCUGAAGAGAAGAUCUAACGAAGAUAUAACAACUGAAACAGACAGCAGUUUAAAGAAGUCAAGACUUAUAAGAUUUAGUCUACCGUCACAGCAGUCUGUUAAACCUAAAGAAGGGCCACCAAUCACGAAAACUGUGUUUGCGCGUCUCGGAACAGAGGCCAAAGUUGUACCAAAAGUAGAGAAUGUUGUACAGAAAGAGUCCGCUAAGCCAAUAUUUACCAGGCUCGGGGUUAAAGAAAAAACAGAUGUGGUGAUCCCCGUUCCCAAGGACGCUCUCAAGUAUGAAGGUAUCCUCAAAAGCCCUCCGGUUGUUAAAAGAGGUUUCACAGUUACAAGCAACAACAAUAUUAGGAAAGUUAAUGUUGGAACCAUGAGGGCUGACGAAGCACCAAUGAGUGUUAAAGAUAAACUUGCUUUGCCUAAAGCUAAGUCUGUUAAGUUUUCUAACAAAGUGGAGUACAAGGAAAUUGAAGCUAUUUCAAAUGUUGUUGAAAAGGUUAACACGUUUUUUAAUAAACCAGAAAGAAGGUUGGCUAUGCCAGAGAUGACUGUGAAGGGAAGGCUUGGUGUGAAAAAAGAUCAACCAAAUGUUGUAAUAACCAAAAAUAUUUUUAAAAGAUUAGGUAUAUGAGAAGUUGUUACCAAACACUUAUCUUUGUAUCAUAGAAUGGAACUGUUUUGUUCAUUAAAGUGCUCUUCUGUCAGUAUUUCUCAUUAUAAAAUGACUUGGGACGAAAAUGAAAAUAGUGCUGUGAUUUAAACUGGUAUUUCCUUUUGUUUUUUGCACAAGAUUUUGAUAAAUUUUUUCAUUAAUUUGUGGGGUGCAAUGUAUAUGAAAUACCGUUAUAAAAAUUUUGUGAUUAUUAUUAUUGCAAUGCUUCUAUGAAUCUGACAAUAUACUUAUUUAAAUACUCCAUAAAAUAAUUUCUAAAUAUUAAAUUCACCUGUAUAAUAUAAAUCGUGGAUUUAAUGACUACCUUGAGUCAAGAGUUGCACAUAAAAUUCAAAUUUACUUAAUUGUAUUCUAAUCAGCAUCUGCUUGGAGAUAUAAAAAUUGUUAUUAAUUAACAUGUAAACUAUUGUCAAACAGACAGCGAACCGAAAGCGUGGCGAAGCGUUUUCAUUUUGUUAUGUAUAGUAUCGUUUGAAUCUAGUCACAUAGAAAAGCGAAAGCAAACCGAAUUCGUGGCGAACCGAAAGGCGUGUCACUACAGAACAAACCAAAGCCAAUAGCUCGGCAUUGUGUUUAUUUACAAAAGUUUGACACGAGUGUCGUCCCGCAACGCUUCGCUUUUGCUGUGCCUACAUUGUUGUUUGACGUGUCUACUUUGAUGUUUGAUGUGCCUACUUUGUUGUUUAACGUGCCUACUUUGUUGUUUGACGUGCCUACUUUGUUCUUUGACGUGCCUACUUUGUUGUUUUAUGUCUCCGCUUCGGUUCGCAUUUAUGUUUGAUAAUACCUUUAGUGAGGAUCCAUAACGUUUUUAGUUUAGAUUUAUAGAGAUAAGAAGUCAAAAAAUAAAACACAGAGCUAAAAUGGUAUUCUACAUCAAAAAUUGAUAAAGCCAAAUUACUAGCGAAGUUCACUGUAGCCACCGCGGUAGCUGUGACGUCACAGUGCCAUUAUGUGUAUAUUUAUGCAUGAUAAUUGGGGGACUUAGUGAUAUUUUCCAUUGUUUACAUGGCCACAUGACGUCAUGACUAUCGUCCGGCGAUUUACGUGCGUUCGAAAAUUAAAAAUACUUUUAUGACAAUCAAAUUUUGUUUUUUCUUUUUUUUUUUUUAUUGAUUUAGGGGAUUUUUUUGCUUUGUUUUGUUGUUUAUUUUUGGAUCGAAUUGAAAUAUUUCAGGAAUGAAUGUGAUUACUUGUUAUAGUUUUUAGCAUAAGUUGUCUUUUGUUAAGUGUGUGCUAACAUAAUGUUUAAUUGGCUUUUUAAAUUUUGAUUGUAAUAGGUUUUGUCUUUAUAUUGUUUAUAUUGCAUUUUACAUUAUGUAUGAUGUGCUAUUUGUAGCAUAAACGAAGUAACUUGAGUUAAAAAAAACUGAUUUUCUUAAUUAUUACUAUUGUUUAUCGAGUGAGUAUGUAUGUAUGUAAGUAUGUGUACUGCAACCACUGAACAAAAUGAUCAUAGUUUAAAUGUAACAUUCAUUGCUCUUCCCAAUCCUAUAUUACAGAGCAAUACGCCAAUUUGAAUAUUUUUAUAAAAAUGCAAUCGAUUUUUUUUUACAUUUAAUUAUUUACUUUAUAUAGUAUGUGACGACUCCACUUGUAAUUGGAUGUGAUUUAAAAUUACAGACUGCCCUUUAUAACACAAAUAAAAUUUGAAAAACAAAAUUUUAUGAAAAAUGCGGGAUUCGAACUCACGACCUCCGGCGUUCCGUGCCGGUGCUCUAACCAACUGAGCCAACCGUUCGAGUACCGCUACCUCGCUAUAAAAUUAUGUUUGCUUUGUUCAACUCUCAGGUUGUGGCUUCAUCUACAGGAUCCACUUUACAGUUGAUAACCUGCUCAACCCCAAUAUUUGUUUUUCAAAUUAUUGUCAAAUUUUGUUUUUGAAAUUUUAUUUGUCUAUUAAUCCUAGAAGAGAGGGUUAUCACUUUAAAAACAUAACAUAUUGCCCUUUAUAAGUUUAUAGGAAGGUAUCUCAUUGAAAAAUACAAGCCAUUUAUAUUUUUCUCAUGUAACAUAUUCUGCCGUUAGUUGUCGACGAUCCGAAAUAUUUUCCCUUUUACAAAAUAUUUCUGUAAAUGAUUACAACUGUAUGUUUGUAUAUUAAAAUAAUGAUGUGAGACAUAAUAUUAAAAAUACUAUUUGUAAAUAACAUAGAAUAAAUAAGUUUUGCAUAA